AGGACUCGGGGCAACUUCCGGAUACUGGGACUCCGCCCUCUGGCUCCCGGAAGUAGAAGGUCCUAGCGUUGCUAUGGCGGCGUCUCUGGGGCAGGUCCUUGCUCUGGUGCUGGUGGCUGCUCUGUGGGGUGUCACGCAGCCACUGUUGAAGCGGGCCUCCGCCGGCCUGCAGCAAGUGCAUGAACAGACGUGGGUCCGGCAGCUGUGGCAGGAGAUGAAGACUCUCUUCUUGAAUAUUGAGUACCUGAUGCCCUUUCUCCUCAACCAAAGUGGCUCCCUUCUCUACUACUUGACCUUGGCAUCAACAGAUUUGACUUUAGCUGUGCCCGUCUGUAACUCUCUGGCCAUCAUCUUCACACUGAUUGUUGGGAAGGUCCUUGGAGAAGAUGUUGGUGGAAAACAAGCAGUGGCUGGCCUGGUGCUCACCAUCAUAGGGAUCGCACUUUGCAUCACAAGCUCAGUGACCAAGACCCAGGACCAGCUGUCAUCCUCCUGAGUGGGCCAACCCGACCUUCAGUUAGGCUGUGCUCAGCCGACCCGGCACUGAGGUGAAGGCAGACUGAUACACCAGCUUGCCUGUCUGAGCUUGCCAUCUCAUCUCCUCCAUCAUAUCUACCUCAGGAUCACAAUAAGAAUAGCAUGGUUGCCGGGCAGGCAGAUCUCUGAGUUUGAGGCCAGCCCGGUCUACAGAGUGAGUUCUAGGACAGUCUCCAAAGCUACAGAAAGAAACCCUGCUCAAAAACCAAAAAAAAAUUAAUAAUAAUAAUAGCAUGGUCCAGAGCUCAAGGACAACCAGGGCUACACAGAGAAACCCUGCUUCAUAAAAACCAAAAAAAGAACAGCCCUGGGGAGGUUUUGUAACCUUCGGUGGGUUCAGCUGUUGUUGAGAUUUAACAUGAGAGCCAGGAUUGGUGGUGCACACCUUUAAUCCCAGCACUCAGGAGGCAGAGGCAGGGGGAUCACUGAGUUGCAGGCCAGCCUGGGCUACACAGAGAAACCUUGCAUUCUUGCAUUAGAGAGAGAGAUUGAUUUCGUACUGGAGACUACACCCAGGGCCAGCAAGCCAGGCUCUAGACAUGGGACUGGGACGGGAUGACUGUGUCUCUGAACAAGGUUUGUGUCUGGAGGCCUCCACAGUCCCAUUACAAUGCCUUGGCUCAGUCACGGUGGAAUUCAGGGAGAAUGGUUACAUCAGAAUGACGGAUGGAAGAAUGAGCUGGCCCUGGGCAAAAUGCUCAACUGCCAGACCCUCAAGUAAGGAGGCAGCUGUGAGCAGAGCAGCGCCUAUCUGCAGCACACACCUGGCCAGCAGCAGCUUUCAAUAAAUCUGCG
Molecule: messenger RNA, 1332 nt
Organism: Phodopus roborovskii (desert hamster)
Lineage: Eukaryota; Metazoa; Chordata; Mammalia; Rodentia; Cricetidae
Gene: Tmem234
Product: transmembrane protein 234
Exons: 5
Coding region: 74-496 (140 amino acids)
Source: RefSeq, a predicted model, not a curated record